UUUUCAUUAUUAUUUUAUUUAUAUACCAGUAUUUUUUUUUUUUAAAAAUCAUAUUAAAUAUUAUUCUCUCAUUAUUUAUUCAUUUUAUUAUUUUUUAAAACUCAUAUUAAAGUUAAAUACCAAAUACAGUUCCUUGCGGGGGCUGCUAGCAUACACAUAGAGCAGAGAUGUGGAGCUAACUUGAGGAGCAAUGCAUGUUGACACACAGAGGUGGCCAAGGGUGGAAUUGAACUGCCUGCGUGCUAACCACUCGGCCAGCGUGCAGCCCGCAGUUGAACUUUAACAGUCAUGCUGAAACGCACACGAGCGGUUCUCCAGCCGAUUGGCCAACGUUCAUGAGCUGAUGAGUAGCUUUGCUAGCAGUAUUUGGCCUGUUGGGGGGGGGCAAAUGGAGGGACACGUGUUCCCUGACCGACCUGUUGUCUUGUCACUGCAAGACCCGACCUCACACAAGGACGCUUGCAUAACACGGUUGCUUCAUCCUGCUGCCUCAUGAGAAGCAGGAAAUGCUGAUCUUGCAGCAGCAUCACCUCGCCAUUUUGUCACACGCAAACACGGCCAGGUAUUUGUGACAUCAAACGUCAAGGACCAAUGGAGGAAUGGCGUGUGGUCCUUCUAUUUCCUUUGCUGUCUGGGAUGAUCAGAUGCUGGGGUGCAGAGUAAUGUGUGUGACCUUCAGCAUGAAACCCGUCAGGUAAAGAGCGUUCCGAUGGUAAAGAGCGUUGUGAUGGUAAAGAGCGUUGUGAUGGUAAAGAGCGUUGUGAUGGUAAAGAGCGUUGUGAUGGUAAAGAGCGUUCUGAUGGUAAAGAGCGUUCUGAUGGUAAAGAGCGUUCUGAUGGUAAAGAGCGUUGUGGCAGCCUGGGAUUUGAGGACAGGCAGAGGUCGGUGGUAGAUCCCGUAGAUCCCGUGCCUUUACGCCACCUUUCACACCGUCUAACGGCUGGUGUUUUCCAGCCACCCAGUUGUUGGGUUGCUAAUCUUUUGGCCGCCAAGCCCCCUUGGGUGGGACCACUUCCUAGACCUGGCGUGACUUCCAGUCUGGGUGAAAGUGAGACAAUGAAGCGGCGUUUCCUCUGCAGUCAAGAGGUCCAGUCAGCUUGGGCCGGGCUCACAUGGAACCCAUGGCUGUCAAAGACCUGCAUAGACCUGUCUAGACCUGUAUUCUCAUGUCCUGCAUUGGGUGCUCUGCCUGCAACGCCUGGUUGGUGUGCUGAGCCCUUCAGCAGAUGUGCAGGCAUGGGACGUUUGGGAAAAACCUAGUGUGUUAUAUGAAGGUUCUUCCAGGGGGGAAAACCCAAAAAAGUCAAAGCCCGGCUGUUGGACUGCUGAGUGUGUUCUGUCUUGGGGGGUGGGGGGGGGGCACUAACUGUUUUACUGUUUGACUCAGUCUUUGUCGUAGUAUAAUAGUAUUUGUUCCAUUUGAGCACCCCCGUCUUAUUACUGCGUCUGAGCGAAGCCUGAGCGUGUGGACCUGUAGUUACGUCAUAUCCCUAGAAAGACAAGCAGCCCGCUAAUGCGCUAAUGUGCCGUGGCUUGUGCACCCAAGGGCAUGAUGGGAGCUUUGACUGGCGUGUCAUGUGGCUCUUAAACAGCACCUCUACUGUAGAUUUCCAUUCUGUGUAUUGUAGUCACAUCCUCUAUGACGGGGGCCUCAAAGUGCUAAGCGCUAGGUGCUAGGCGCUAGGUGCUAGGUGCUUGGGCAGAGAAAGAGCUGUGUUGAUGCUGAAGCUCCUGGAGUUAUUCCCUCAUGCACCUCAUACACGCACACUUCCUGUGCAAACAUGGGCGCCACCCCAAACAUUUUCUCUGCCACCCCCGCCCCUUUCCUUCAGCAUAUUCCAUGACCAUCUUCCCCCGCCUUCUUCUCAACACACAGCACCUUUUAUCCUGUGUACCUCUAUUCUUUUAGCAUAGCUAGCUAAAAUGGCUUUCUCCUCUUUUCACAGAACUCUAUUCAUUUCAUAUUCAUUUCACAAGAGAAUAUAAUAUCACAUUCUUUCCAUUUUAAUACAACCCCUGGUCUCCUGCAUGGAGUCACCUGACCACAUUAUGUGGACACUUCCAUGUGCUGCCAGCAGGUGGCAGCAUUGAUAGGACACCGGGUGAACGUUGCAGCACUCCUGCGGUGCACUGGCUCUCGUCCUCCCAAGGUAACGUUUUGCUUUGGUCCACAAACGUGGUGGACUUUAUCAGCAGCUGGGAAUGAAGACGGAUCAGCUCAUUUUCUCCCUCUUCCAAGGUCAUUGUCCUAGUGGACAGCAUACGCCGUGCACACGUUCAAAUGACCUCUCGGGAUCUCUAUUGAUCAGAGAGCGGUCGAUGUGAUCUUGUGAUCAACCCAUGACAUCAAUACGCUGACCCUGCUGGAGACCCGCCGCCAUUAGCAGGACAGACCUGCCGCCAUUAGCACUCCUCUUUUACUGUCGCUUUUGGCAAGCAUCUCAUAGCUGACCUUGCACAAGCGCUGUGUGUGUGUGUGUGUGUGUGUGUGUGCGUGUGCGUGCGUGUGCAUGUGUGUGUGUGUGUGUGUGUGUGCGUGUGCAUGCUCUGAAAGUUGACAGACAAGUGUUGGAGUGGCCGGGUGUGAAUUCUGGGAUGCACCCAGACUCUCCCUGGUUGAGGAAUGCAGUGGGGAGGAGUGCAGUGUGCAUCCGGGGCAUGCUGUGACAGCCUCCCACACUGAUCCAGACUGCAUCACCCCCCACCCCUCGUCAAACUGCCUCCACUCCGGCCCAUUCCUGGAGAUACGAUAGUGCUUCAUCGCUGUCAUAUUGUCUUCAAAUGACAGCUGUUUCUAUUUCAACUAUUUCUUGGAAAUCUUAUUUUUGUAGUUCUGACUUUAUUCACUUUUUUCUCGUAACAUUAAAACUUGUUGCCCAGCCAAUCUUCCAAAAAUGACAACUUUAUUUGUUGUUUUGUCAGUCUUUCAAAAUAUUAGGGCAUCUUUUUUUCCUUCGUAUUUUAACUUUCCCUCACAGUAUUACCUUAUUUUUCUCUCAAUAUUUAGAUUUUAUUCUUGUAAAAUAUAUUCAUCUCAUAGUAUUUCAACGGACCUAUUUUAACUUUAUUCUCUUAUUUGGACACCCCUGAGUUAGCAGCAGCCAUGGAGAGUUCUACACAUGGAGACGGGGAUAUUUCUCAUGAGCGGAUGCCAGAAACGGUUGCGACUGGUUCAUGACUGGAGAGGCUCGCUCAUUGGAGUCUUCCAACUGAAUGCGUUUCCUUUCUGUCAAACAAGAAGAAGCCUAUCUCUUCCAUCUGCUCUUCAACUGGUAGCUCUUCUUCUGGCGCUGUGAUCGGGGUUCCAUGGCAUGUCUCCGCAUGCAGCCCUUCCCUGCAGGAAUGCGGAGUGAAGGCAGGGAGACGGAGAGGAAGCAUGAGGCGGACCAAUGCCAAUACUCCUACCAAAGUAGGAGUGCUUAGGUUUGGUAAACGGACUGUUCACAACAACUUGACAUUGUUUGCGUCUGCUUGGUGUGCUGUUCAGCGCCUGGAGCCCAAUCAUCUUAUCUCUUGAACAUGCUUUUGUUGCUGUUGCCGUUGGAAGUCCAGGUCGUGGGUUGAGUGGUGAAACUUGUUUCCCUUGUUCCCUUGGCCUUGUUGACCUAUUCAGACCCAUGAGAGACCAGGGACUCCAAAGACCUUCAGUGUGCACUGUUUUUUCUGGCUAAGACCUUGCCUAAACACACUGCCCACGCCCAGAAUGCAGCCCCCAGCGAUACCAUGGGGGGGGCUACGUUUGCACAGAUGAAUUUGGGAUGAUUUGAUGAUUCCGUGCUUUCAUUUUAGCAUGCUGUCCAUUGACUUAGCAUAUGGCUAGGGUCUUAUCGCCUAGGCAACUCAAAUACGCUCACACUGCAAAGCUCAGGUACAAUGUUGUCAAAAACAAUCCCUGCAAAGGGAAAGGACCAAGGACCAGUAGCACUUCAGUGCAGAAACCAGUCUUUUGGUCCUGUAUGGUACAUCUCAGAUAUACACAUAUGGAAGUAUCAUUCAUUCAUUCUUUCUUUCAUUUUCUACCACUUAUCCUCACGAGGGUCGCGGGGGUGUCUUGGGGAGAGGCGGGGUCCACCCUGGACUGGUGGCCAGCCAAUCCCAGGGCACAUAUAGACAAACAACCAUUCCCGCCCACAUUCAUACCUACGGACGCAACCAGAAGUGUUACACACAUCAUUGUGUACAAUAACAAUGAAUGUGUCCUUGAAACUUCCACGGUGUGACGAAUGUGUGCAUUUCCAAACUCCCAGAGGCUGUUGGCGUAUAAAAGAAAUGACCAAAGCAAGAUGGCUGCAAAGACUUGCUGAACUCUUGCUAAUGUUGCAAGGGUCUGUCAUUGCGGUCUAAAUUGUGAUUGGCUGCUACGUCCAUCUGCAUCUGAUCCAGUUGUGACUCAUUAGCUCUUGGUCUGGAACCAGAGUGGAAUGUCCACUUUCAUACCCAACCUGUCGGGCCAGCCAGGCACAGAAGAGAAGAAGAAGAGAAUGCAGAAGGGCUAGCGACCAAAAAAGGCUUUCUUUUCAUUUUUAUUCCGACGGUUGCUAAUCUCCUCAGCUUUUUAGCCCUUUAAGUAUGAGGUGUCAAAGUCUUUCAAUCACGUCUCACUGGAUCCGGAAAAGCCUUUAGACGUUGGUUUUUAACAUUCCAUGGCAGCGUAUUCAUUUCAACACACGCCUCAGGUCUGUGGCGCUGUGACGUCAAAGGCAGUAAUGAUUUGAAUUGCUCACAUUUCUUUUUCCACUGCUCUUUGUUUUUCUUGUACUAUAUGCUUGGCUGAGCCCUUGCUGCUGUUUUGCGUGCGCCACAAUACUUUGGUCACAUCAACGGAUAUGACUCGCUCAUAAUACACUUUUUUUUUUACUUUGUGUUCCAAUAAGAAAUAUAUUAAAUUCGGUUAAAAUUAAAACUAGAAAAAUCUUGCAGGAAUUUUGAUGGCCAUGCCUUGUGUUGUGACCCUCUGGCCUAGCAUUUUUAUAGUGUACCUACAUCAUACCAUCAGCAUUUUGACAUGAGUAUAAUAGCUAAGAUGCUGUCAUGCUAACAGUGAGCAUCCAGUAGUGAAAGUGUCAAGCCAUGGAAAAAUGUGUUAUGGUGCCAGGCCUACGCCAAUACAAGUACUGGUGUAUAUGUGUCCUGUGAUCGACUGGCAACCGGUCCAGGGCGUACCCAGCUGUCAUAGGCUCCAGCUCACUGGACAGGCGGUAGAAUGGAAUGCAUGUUCUUACAUUAUAAACUACCUUAGCUCCACUUCCAUGCUAAGUUGGAAAGCACCACCAAACAACCCCCCCUUGCCUUUCACCACAGCUAUCACAGCAGGAGUCCAGGAGCACUGCAGCUCCACCCACCAAUAUGUCUCCCACCCUUCCCCGAUCUGGUCAUGCAGCGAGGUGCCUGUGAGUCCCACGGUCCCUUGGAUUCUUUCAGAUCGUCUCAUUGGAUCGCAGAGGGGCUUUUAGACCCAAACAAACGGCGCCUCAGAGGGUCCAGCAGUAAUUAUUCUCCACUGGCAUGUCUGCAAACACACACACACCUCAGAUUGCACCCUCUCUGGCCCAAACAAGCACCCUUCCUCAAGGUCUUCCUUAUCUUCCUCUCAGCUUCUUGUACCACCCGCACGCAUGGAAUGCACAUAGCUGAUCCCAAAGAUUAGCGCGUCUUUGGGCUGCUCUACUUUUCCUCACUCUUGCAGCUGUGCCAUCACAAGUUUUGUCUGAAUGGACCGCAGACAAAACCAACACCGUGAAAACUAAAGCAGGCAGGGACUAAAGUCAUGACAUUCAACAUCGUGAAGGCUCCCUGGUAUUGGCAUCGUGGUAUACGUAGGCCCCGUGGUAUAGGCAUCGUGGUAUAGGCAUCAUGGUAUACAUAGGCUCCGUGGUAUAGGCUCCAUGGUAUAGGCAUCGUGGUAUACAUAGGCCCUGUGGUAUAUGUAGGCUCCGUGGUAUAGGCUCCGUGGUAUAAGCUCCAUGGUAGGGUUAGGUCCAAAUCUUUAAGCCACGCCGUGAAAUAGUCUUGUCUGAAAUGGUAAAGCACGUGUAUUUAUUGGUGCCAAUCUGGCUAAGUGUUCUAUCGGUCAGCCUCUGCACACGUCGCUACUGACCCUCCAACCAACUGUAACGUCCGUGCUCGUCAUGAAGGAAGACGAAGUCACCCAUGAAAUUCCAACUGCAGAUGGAAGAUAUUUUUAUGACGCUCUUGUUUUGUUUACGGAAACAGGGGCAGACGGCGCUCUUAAUUUGAAGGACGGUCCAGGAAGUGUGUUCAGUGUGUGGAGAAAAUGGAUUUCCAUCUGAGACGAGCUGCGUUGGAAAUAAACGCGCUUCUGUUAUUUUUCCCAUCUUCCUGGGACAUUGUAAACGCUUCCUUGCCCUAAAGAAGUCAAACACAACGUGGUGAAGUAGACUAGCAGCAGGGAUGUACUUUAUUUGGAUCUGGUUCUGGCGUGUUAGCUGCAGUGCUUUUAACUGAUUCUUUCUGCCCCAUUGCUUGUCUUUCCGUGUUAUUUUAGGAGCAGAGGGACAUUCACUAUUGGCCUGGCGCCUUAACCUGUUGCUGUGCAGUCACAACAGUUGGCCCAAUACUUAGUCUGAUUUUAUAACCGUGGAUGACGUGGAGGGGAAAUGGACGUCAGUGUUCAUGUGGAGGAACACAAACACUACAGCGAUGCUAUCCUGUACACAAUAACUCCUUUUAUUGGCGUGUCAUCCUCGUACUGAUUUACCACCUGUUGCUACACUCCAACCACACUCCAACCUCCACGUGGGCGGGCUUUGACGUCACCGCCGCCCACCGCACGCUCCGCUUUCUCUGAUUGGACGGAGCUCGUCCGAGGAGGCGGGCUUUGUCGAGCAACGUCUUGUGAGAAAGUUUGGCUUCUUCAGUUGGCCGACUCUCAGCGGAAUACGGAGGGAGGGGGGCGAAGCUGGCCCGCCUGAAUCUGCAACAAUCUCCCUGAUAUGAGCGAUGGUCGGCGAUUAUUGUUCUUUCUCUGGGGAUAAGACGGACAUGCACUCCCAGAGAAACUCUAAAAACGGACUAAGCUGCAAAAUGGUGCUUCAAGCGGUCGGCAAAGUUCUCAGGAAGUCCAAGACAAAACCAAAUGGGAAGAAGCCUCCAGCAGAGGAGAAGAAGCAGUACCUGGAGCCCGAAUUCACCAAGAUCCGGGUGGUGGACUCGGACCUUAAGGAGCUGGUGGUGCUGCCCAGGGAGAUCGACCUCAAUGAAUGGCUCGCCAGCAACACGACGACGUUCUUCAAUCUUAUCAACCUGCAGUACAGCACCAUCUCCGAGUUCUGCACCGGGGACGGCUGUCAGGCCAUGACGGCGUGCAACACGAUCUACUACUGGCAUGACGAGAAGGGCAAGAAGACCAAGUGCACGGCGCCCCAAUACGUGGACUUCGUCAUGAGCCUUUGUCAGAAACUGGUCACGGACGAGGAGAUCUUUCCUACCAAAUACGGCAAAGAAUUCCCCAACUCCUUCGAGUCGCUGGUGAAGAAGAUCUGCCGGUACCUGUUCCACGUGCUGGCGCACCUCUACUGGGCGCACUUUAAGGAGACGGUGGCUCUGGAGCUGCAGGGCCACUUGAACACUCUCUACGCACAUUUCAUUGUUUUCGUAAGGGAAUUCAACCUGGUGGACCCCAAGGAGACCUGUAUCAUGGACGACCUGUCGGAAAUCCUGUGCACCCCGGCCCCGCCGCCCUCGGCCACGCCCGCCCCCUCCGCCCUGGCCUCGGCCUCCCCUUCCUCACAAAACCACGUGACGGAGAGAUGAGCUGGGGGCGCCGCUGAGACGCCAGCACGGGAGCGAUAGAAGCCAGAAGGAGACGAGGAGACAAGGAGACAAGGAUAGACGGCCCGGCCGCCGUCCUCGGUGGGCCGGCAGGACUUUAGAGACCUUCCGCUACACUCGUGUAUUUCGCUGCGACACCAACCGACCAGUCAGAAGGAAAUUGGGGAGGGGGUUGUUUUUUUGUGGGUGGUGUUAGUUUGGGGUUUGUCACGCCAGCAGGAAUUGGCGUGAACGUUCCCCCCCGGGUCCAAAUCCCUCGCGUUUUCUCUGCAACUUCAACUAGGAACAAAAAACCUGGGCUGUGUUUCAUUUCUUUGCUUUCAUUUCACUUUGACUUUUGUUGGCGACUUCCUUUGGUUUGGUCUACUCGUCGGGUGGGUCGGCAGCGUGGCUGCUGGCCCCCCUCACCCCUCCCCGCGGAGCCCGCCCACCAGUGGAGGGUCUUCCAGGGUCGGGGUGAGGUCCUGCCCAUCAGAUGAGAAAGACUGGCGGCUGCAUCAUCCUUCAGACCCCCACCGGGACAAAGACGUGACGUCAUGUCUGCGGGGUGGGGAGGGGGUGGGGGGUGAGACCGGCUGCCGUGCACAUUUUAUUUUCCACUUCCUUUUUAAUUGUUUUUUUUUUUUAAAGAUCAACAAAGGAGAAAUCAUUUGGGCAUAAUUGAAGCGCGACGCUUAGAAAGACGAAAACACAAGCGGCUUCUGUGUGGACGACCACGGAGUUUAUAUUUGUCCCUUUUUAAUUUAUUUGUAGCUUUUUUCUUUUUUGCAGGGUUCUUCAGUUCUGGCUCGUUUUUAUGUAUUUUAAUUAUUAACUAAGUUAAAAGCAAUUUAAUAUUUCAAACUCUGCGGAUUAUAAUCUAAUAAAAGAGAGAAAUGCCAA
Messenger RNA from Doryrhamphus excisus (bluestripe pipefish), 8673 nucleotides. RefSeq names its product MOB kinase activator 2a (gene mob2a). Lineage: Eukaryota; Metazoa; Chordata; Actinopteri; Syngnathiformes; Syngnathidae. The record is from RefSeq and is a predicted model, not a curated record.